AAUGCACUGUGGGACGAUCCAAAUCGCAAGGAGCCCUGGGAAGCAGUCUCUUUCCUUCUCGUCGCCAACAUGGUUAGUAUCGAAAAGUUGAAGUAUAGCGUUUUAUCCAAUCCAUCUAUGACUAUCAGGUCAAUUUUCUCUGAAUAAAAUGAAAUAAAUUGCAAGUUUGAACGUUAAACUUUAGCACUGUCCUGUUAUUUUGUAGGCUCGUGGUCCGAAGAAGCAUUUAAAGCGUUUAAAUGCUCCGCAUCAUUGGAUGCUUGAUAAAUUGUCUGGUACUUUUGUAAGUAAAAGCAUUAAAAUAUCUUCUUUUACUCUAUAUAUUUUUAACCGUUAUUGGUAAAACCAGUCAUUAUUAAUCUUUUUUGCUGGACUAUGUCGAUUUAAUUGUUUAAUGUGACUUCUCAUGGAAUGUUUUAUGAAACAUCAAGGUCACUCGAAUUCUGUUUUAUCAUGAUCAGCUUAUAAUUUGGGUAAGAUUUUCGUACCGCCCCAUACGUUUAUUGUGGAUACAGCAAUAAUUUCAUACUAUUUCAUACAUUUCGUACAAAUCUCACCAAAGAUUUUCACAUAGGCUAUUAAAACUUCAAAAUACUGACUGAAUAACAAAAGUGCCCCUUUCCUCAAAGUGUUGGUUUCUGAAGUUAUCCCUUUAAGGAUAAUAACGUGAAAAUCUGCCAGUGUUCUACUGUAAAUUCUGCAUUCUUAUUGGCUGAUAUACUUGUUAUCUAUCAGCUCACAGUACACCUUGCGGGAAAUCACCAUAAAGUUCUCUUGUUCUUGUAAGGGAAAUGAAUGAUAGCAGAUUCCAAUAACACAAUUAUUAUAUUUUCUUUCCUUGCAUUUAAUGUAUAUAUAUAUAUAUUUUCUAUAUAGUUUUUAUUUAGUGUCAGCUCAAAGAUAUUAGCUUGUUAGCUACUCUAAAAUUCGAGUAUAAAUAAAGUUUUAUGUUUUUUAUGUAUGUUAUGUAUUAGAAGGCUCACUCUCAGUUUCUACUGAUAGUAGAUGAGGGUUUAAUUUUAAUCCUUCAUCCCUGAGCCUCAUUCUGCCACCAGCCUGUGUCGGGUUUAUCAUCAGUUUCUGUUCCAGUGCAUUCUUCUUUCUAAACCAUUCGGUUCACAGUUUGAUCGAGCAAAUGGUAAGCAAAAUUCAGGACUGGUAAAUUUCAUCCUGGAAUCGCACUUACCAUUUGUACAAAUCAGUUCCACUUGUCAAAAAUGGCCUGAAAGGCCUGAAAGGCCUGAAAGGGGUAUCAAAGAUGGCUUUGAAGAAAUGGAAACUAAUUAUCGUUCGGAAAAACACAACUUUUUCAGAUGUUCUGUUGCUCUGAAAAUUUUUUGCUGGAAUGACCCAAAAAGUUGUGUUUCACUUACUUUCCAACCAGAUUUUCCUGAAACUUUCUGUUAAAGGUAAACAACCUGGGCCCGGUUCCCCGAAAGAUGGUUAAGUUUAACCUGGGAUUACUCCAAAUUUUAAGCAAGGCUUUCUUGCCCAAGAACAUGCAACCUAAGCUUACAAAACUCUGUUGAGCCCUCAUUUUGAGAAAUGGAAAUGGUAACACUAAGUGUUACUCUAAGCAGUACAUAGGAGGGUAAAGUACAAAAAUGGAACAAAAUUUUAAUCCUGGAUUAGCGCUAAUUGCCCUUUCAGGAACCAGGCAUUGGAGGAGGAGGGAUACAUGUAAUGAACUCCUAUAAUACAUUGGCAGUUUCAACAGUAUAUUGACAAACAAUUUGCUCUUCGUUAUAGGCACCACGUCCAUCCACCGGUCCUCACAAGUUGCGAGAGUGUCUGCCCCUCAUUGUUUUCCUUAGAAACCGCCUCAAAUAUGCUCUGAGCUAUGACGAGGUCAAGAAGAUUCUUAAACAAAGAUUGAUUAAGGUUGAUGGAAAGAUUAGGACUGAUGUUACCUAUCCCGCUGGCUUCAUGGGUGAGAAUUCAUUGUAUCAAUUAUUGCAUAAUCCUAAUUCUGAAACAGUCAAUUUUUUGCAUGUUCCCAUCGGACAAGCUGACUUGAACCACAAUCUUUACUUUUGAAUUACAAACAAGACAGGUUUCUUGGUAAUUAUCAAGUUCUGCCAGUAGUAAAGUUGACUAGAAUAACCAGCCAAAAAGAUUUUUUAAACAUUAUAAUGCAAAGAACUGAACAUUGUUCAUAAUUGAGACACUUUGCAAUGUAAUGUAAGGUGCGCAAGAGCCAUUUUAACUUUUCUUGCCAAAACUCGGAUAAGAAAAUAAUAAGCGAGUGGUUAAUUGAAUAUGAUGUUAGAUGAAUAUGAUGUUAACUCAUUGUCUCCAGCGAGUAGGGCCAUUAAUGCCACGGCAUUGACUACGAAAAAAAAAAUCACAAAAAAUCGCGUUACUUCCGCUUACCUCCAAAUUUGGCCCACAGGAAGUUAAUAGCUUUAGCUAAUUAUGUGCCUAGUUCCAGCCCCCUGCGAGUUUUGAGCUUCACGCAACGAUUUUUCAAAAAUGUAGAAAAAUGGCGGUGCGUAGUGAGAAGUAUUUGGGAUGUUUUUGCGUAGAAUGAAAGCUUAUAUCGACAAAUUUCAAUCAAAUGCAAGUCAAGCAGAUUGUUUUGAAGGAUUUUGGAGGAUAACAAGCAAAACAAACGCGAAAAUCGAGGAAAGAAAACAGUAAGAAUCUUUGCCUUCAAUUCCCCGAGUCGGCAAUGUCUGGCACAAAUUCUCUUCAAACGCAGUGAGUUCCGUCCCGCUGAGCUUUUUGCCUUCAAAGCCUUGCUUAUUUUGAUCACUUAUAUCAGUGAAUUCAUGUUUGCCUGUUUUUAACUCGAUAUUUCGCUGAGAAACUAAAAAAUAAAGCGUCUUUUGAAGGUAAAUAUCGGGCCACAAAGUGACGCUAAAGUAUCUAGUUUCGCUAUGCUAAUUAGCUCUGACCUCAUUUGCAUAAUCCGAUACGGUCACAAAAUAAAUUUGUAGAAAAUUGUUAGUCGCUCUAUAUUUUCGACCGAUAUUCAGGCUGUUUGCUUAGAUAUUGAAGAAAAAAAAUUGUGUGUACUGUAUUACACAAAACAGACAACUAUCCUGGCAAAAUUACACUCGUAAAAAUUUUUUAAAAUAAUUAUACAGAAAUAUGCUUGUUUAUAAUUUUUUUUGCAGAAUAUUAUGGGUUUCCUGAGACUGAAAUAUUUUUUUUCUGAAAGUUUAAUUUUUGCCCUUUCCAAUGAGGUAUAGCUUUAUAAGGUACUGGAAAUAACAGCUGAGAUAUGAUUUUUUAAAGUUACAUGGUCAAUUUACUAAAAUCCUUGCCGAAGACAAUGUGUUAAGAGGUAUAUUGAUCAAAGAGGGUGUUAUCUUUCGAAUUUAAAAUUUUUUUGUUUUGUUUUGUUUUUUAAAUUUUAUUUCGCACACACAAACAAUUACAAUACAUUACAUUUACAAUUCAUUACAGGUAACUGUUAUCGUUUACAAAAAAGAAAUAAAAAGAAAAGGAAAGACAAAGUCCACAAAAAUACUAUAGUUUAUGUAUUAACAAUUAAGAGAAGGCUGCCUGCCUUAUGAUCCUCCAUCACCCAUCUGCCCGUUUGUCACUUGCACUUUAAUUAACUGUACAUGUAUUGGUCAAAUUAUAUUCUGAGGGGCAUUGUUUAAAAGUAGCCCAUUUCUUCCUAAAAGAGGCUUAGUUAUUAUUAUCAAACGCAAUCUGUUUCUCAAUUUCCAUGGAGCGUAUUUAAAAAUUAAAGUGGAUAACAACCUGUGCAAUCAACAUUAUUUUCAUAAGCCAAAUUCAGUGGUAAAGAAAUUGUGCUAUUUGUCAUUAAAAUUAAAUUUCUAUACUUACAAUAGCCCUAUGUUAGUAAAUAAGCCAAUUAAUAAGCCAAUCAGAAAUAGGGAACUAUUUUGAACAAGUAAUGAUGGCCCUUGUUAUCAUUAUUUUGAGCAAGUAAUAAUGGCCCAUAGACAUUGCUAAAGUCCCUGCUUAUUGUUAUGGUGUUGGUGGCUUUGAAAAGGACUCCCUGCAACUUUUGACUUAAGCAUUGGAAAGGUUUUAGUCCAUUACAGGAAUAUAGCCCUUUGAACCCCAAGCUUUCCAAGGAAAUUAUAUUUUUUGACAAAAUUAUCCAUGUUCAGCCAGAUUUUGUUCCUGGGCAAUUCUGUCCUUGGAUGGUUCUCAAAUGUAUUUGGUGAAUUCAUUUUUGCAGCCUCCAAAAAAAGCCUGACCAUCACUUUUGUUAGUAAUUCUUCAAUACAUGUGUAUAACUUUGCAUGAAAGCUCAAAAAGCCCAAAAAAUCAUUUUAUUUUUCUGCCAUUUUUCAAACUUGUUUUUGUCUUAUUUCCGGGGUCUGGGUAAAUCCCUCUCAAGAGACACCCUUGAGGACAAAACACCUCACCCUUUUUCCUCCUUCCCUCCUCCCCCCCUGUUCGCUCAUAUUUAGGAUCAUGAGUACAAAGAGACUAAAGUUUUGCUAGGUUGUUUACAAAGCUCAGAUCUGCAGCCUAGUCAAAACUUUUAACAAUAGUAGGUGGGAUAAUCAGAGCAGCAUGUACCAAAGGCCCAACAUUGUGUGGUUUUUAUUUAAUGUUACUAAACCCUAGUGUGGAGUAGGGGGCAAAUGUUGCUCAUUUUGGGUUGUGCCAGGGCUGUGUCUGACAUGUGUCCUUCACAUUAUGGGUAUUAGCGUAAAUGUUGAAAUUAUGUCUAGUGCCAUGACAAAGAUAAAAAGAUGACAGUUAAUCUGUUAAGAGUCAAUAAAGUGAUUUUGUUCCGCCUCUUUUAGAUGUCGUCUCCAUUGAAAAAACUGGUGAGAACUUCCGCCUGCUCUAUGAUGUGAAAGGUCGCUUCACAGUGCACCGCAUCACUAAUGAGGAAGCUAAGGUGAGAAAAAUGUUAUGAAUUAAUGACUGCACUUUGAGAGUUAGUGGAUUGAUUGAUUGAGGAGCUUGUUGUAUUGUUAUGGAGCAGAUGAUGGUGAAAUAAAAAGCAGAAAUUUGAAGGAUGAAUAAUCUUUGAUUCUAAUUAUUACUGCUGAUGCUCCCUAGUGAGAAAAAGUUCAUGCCUGUCUUACAUUUAUUUUUGGAAUUUUAUGGUAGUUCAUCUUUGAAUAGCUGUGAGCGCCAUUUGUUUCAGUUCACCAGCCCCCAAGUAGACUCGUCUUCAGGCAAAUAUACCAUUGAUCAACCACGUUUCCAAUCAACUAUACCAUCAUGUUUUAAAUAUGGAAUUGAAGCCAAUCAGAAACUGCUAACUAUUUUGAAUGAAUAAUGAUGUGGUUUUUGUUUCUUUGGCAAAAGAAUAUAUUAAAUACUGUGUACUGUGAAUGGUAGUGUGCUGUGAACUUAUCAAUAACAUAAUAACUCCUGGUUUGUGGUUCAUUUUUUUACAUCAUGCUUUUCAGAUUAGAAUUUGACCGAUGACAAGUUAUAAAAGUUCUUUAGAUAUUAAGAAAAUUACAUUUAUUGGAAUAUAUGUUGUGUGUGAAGCUGGAGGAGUUGGGUCCAAUGUGGGGUGAAGCACAGGCCAAAGCUCAGGUCAGGUUAAGGUUGCGGCAUCAUGUCCCAGCCAGGAUAAAGAGCUUGAGUGAGUGAGUAAGUGAGUGAUGGUGAAAGUAGCAUACCCUUCGGAGUUGGCCACCUAUUUUAAGGUCCGUUUGCUGCCUUACUAAUUAAAAAAGGCUAACAUUUACCAGUAAUUGAUACUGUAGUUUAAACUGUGCAUGUGUCAUGUUGAUGUUAAUAAAAUAUGUCUUGUGUUGAUAAUUCAGUACAAACUUGGCCAAGUGAGGCGUGUAGCUACAGGAGCAAAGGGUAUCCCAUACCUUGUGACUCAUGAUGCCCGCACUAUCCGCUACCCUGACCCUUUGAUUGCUGUGCACGACACUGUUGUGUUGGAGAUCAAGACUGGCAAGAUCAUUGAUUUCAUCAAGUUUGACACGGGAAAUCUUGCCAUGGUUGUUGGUGGCCGUAACAUGGGACGAGUUGGUGUUGUUACUCAUCGUGAGAGACAUGCUGGUAGGUUGAAGUUUCUCAGAGAUGCAGUUAAUACAGUAAAAACCCAUCAGUGAGAAUCUGCAUUUUCCCAUGUAAGCCUAAACAAGUUCUUACAUAAAAAAAUUUUAAUGGUAAUUAGCACAAAGUGAGGUUAUUCAGGGGCCAGUUUCAUUAAAAUUGUACACGUGUAGUUUCGAAGUGUGGCUAUUGUUUUUAGACUCCAAAACAAUAGCGGCACUUGUUUUACACUUGUGAAAAUUCUAUUAAAUUCUUAUUUUCUGAAAAAAAAUGCAUUGAAGCUAAGAGUAUUUAAUGGUAUUCAGCUUGAUUCUCAACACUGGCAUUUACAUUGCAGUUGGAGUCAUAAGGCACCUAUGUCUCCAAAGAGGAUCGUGAAUGUUGACUUAUCUUAUUUACCCUAGUAUACCAAACUUUUGUUAUUUUAGAAAAUAACAACCUGUUUUAAAUUUUAGACCAAACAGGUUCUUGUGUAGAGGGGGCUUAACUGGCAAAUUUUAGUGUUAUAGGUUCUUAAAACAGCAGAUUCUUAAUCACGCGUUUUCACUGUAGCUGAACAGCUUGAGAAUAAGGGAAGAGCAAUUUUAACCAAAAAAAAUAAUGCAUUAUAAAAAAGAGAAUGUGAGUUAUCUUCACAUGUGAAAAUAUCACCAUUGCUAUGGCUACAUAAUAAAUCGCGCCUUUCACACCAAAAAAACUAUUAAAGUGAAAAGGUUUGGUAUUUCGUUGGUGUUUAUAUAAUAAAUAGAAUAUUACAUGGCCGCUUGGAGAUAUGAAAUUUCUCUUCUCUUGUUGAAAAAUAUUUCACUUGUUCGCUGGGCUCACUCGUGAAAUAUUUUUCAACACUCGCAGGGAAAUUUCGUAUCUCCACGCGGCCAUGUGAUAUCCUCUAUGCAUUAGUUUCUUUUCUUCUGGACAUCAUAUCUGACCACUGGCACAGUGAAAAUUUUGUUUGACAUACCCAGGCAGAUAUUUUUAGUUAAAAGUAUGUACAAAAUUAUUUUUACGUCUCUUUCCUUCAUGCAUUUAGAUCUCACAAGCUUCAACCUUGUUGAUGAAAAUAUUAGGGCCAUUUAUAGCUCCUUUUUAUUCUGCGCUUGACAUGGUAAAUAUGCUCGUACAGAAUAGAUUAUUCUGCGCAGAAUCGAUUCGGCGCAGAAUAAAAUCUGCUUUACACGGCAAAUAUGCCUUAGUUCGCGUCUUAUUUAAAACGCGUCUUAUGUAAGACGCGUCUUAUUUUUCCUCGUAUAAAUGGCCCUAUUGUUUCUUGGCAUGCCAAUAGUUGUCAGUGCUGGCAAAAUACUCAACUCUAAUCAUGUGUUUUGUAGGUUCAUUUGACAUUGUCCAUGUGAAGGACAACACAGGUCAUUCAUUUGCCACUCGAAUCAGCAAUGUGUUCAUCAUUGGCAAGACAAACAAGCCUCACGUGUCCCUACCCAGGGGUAAAGGAAUCAGGCUCACUAUUGCUGAGGAGCGAGACAGAAGGCUGCAAGAGAAGGCCAAAAUGAGCUCCAUGUAAAUGAGAUACAGAAGGACCAGUAUUAAAAUGUUCAGAAUCACAGUAUCUCCUGACUUGUGUUGUUUUCCUUGCGUAAAAACCUUUAGCCUAGCAAUGCUGUGCUUUAACAUUGCUUUGUGACCCUGGUACUACUUUGAUUUUAAAAAAUCUUAGUAUUUUUAGAUAACAAUCCUAGGCUGGGGACCUUGUAUUUCUCAGGUUCAGGCCUCUGAGCCCCUUUCAGUGUUUUCUAGAGCACAGCCUCGCUCCAGGCUCUUUUUUCAGCCAUUGAGGGAGUUCAUUUUGUAUCCUCCAACACACAACGAGUGUGCAAAGGAACGAUGGCGCACAAAAUGGCUUGUGAUCAACCUCAGCUCUAACCUAGCUUCCUAUGAAGGCAUUCUUCAUCCAUUUCUUCUCAGACACAGGUACAUGAGAAGUGUACUUGCGAGGCAGCGUGGUCGGUCGCUUAGAGUGACGGACUUUAAAGCGCGAGGCCCCAAUUACAAGUCCAGCCCUGACCACUAGCUUGAUUUUUUUCUCGCUAGUCCCUCAGCCACGAUUGUAAAAUAGCCAUCUUGGGUCGCCUCCUAUCAGCUAUGUUUGUUCACCAUGUAAUUUUCCAUUCGAAUUAUUUGUGUCAUUAUCCCUGAAAAGCCCCACAUGGGGAGAGAGUAUUUAAUGUAUUCAAAUUUUAAAUUUAAGAUGAAUGAGUUCAAUACAAGCCCUUCACGUACCGCUACAAAGCCUCUUAGUGCCAUCUAGUAAUGCCUUUUGAGAGAGAAACUUAUAAAACUGGUUAAAGAAAGGAGCAAGCGCGGAAGGCAAGCGGGAAGCAAGCAUGGAGCUCAAGACACUCCCCUCGCUCCCCUGAAAAAGCCCGAACAAAUAUAACCUGAGAUCAGACCCAAAGCGUUGAAUUCUUUUACGCAAUCUCGGGUUAGGAAAAAUGACGCGUAUUCUAGAGAAUAGAGUAUCGGUGCGUGUAUGGAUAUCCAUGGUGCGUGGGAGAGGUGUGCAGAGAUGUCUGAGAAAUGAGACAAUAAAAAUUAUACUGAUGAUAAAUCUUACGUCAGUCUUGGACGCGUUACAAAAGAAGAACUGCCAGUGUAUGGAAGAAAAUGAAAAAUUUUUUUCAACUCUUUAAUAUGCCCCAGAAAUAAAAACUCCGUACGCUAAAUUCUGCGGAGAACCAUUUUUACAACUCGCCCCGCUCCGAGGUCCGUCUUUAACAGCUAUGCUAAACCAAGGCAAAUGAAAGACUGGUUAAUCCGCUCAAAUUUCUGGGUGGAGCGCAAUGUUAUCUGCGCGUGCAGUCUAGCUGUAUGCGCGCAGUAACUACGUCACAAAUGCUGACUAUGGCGUCACCACAACAAACAUCGUCAAGAUUCGAGCUCUCUACGGUUAUGUGCUCUUAGUUUUAAAGGAAACCUGUUGGAUAUGGAAAGUUCUACGGAGAGAUUUUUCAAAGGGUUUUCACUAGAGGAUUACAGGCAUCAAGUUUUUAUGAAAAGUCUGGAAAAGGAAAAGAAACAAUGUCUUGAUCGACUGCGGGAAGAAACGCACGUGUUCAAAAUGUCCAUAAAACCACCUGUGAAAUGUCAAGAAGAGUGUUGGAGUCAAUACGGGGAGAUAUUCCAUGCGAAUGGAGAUAAGAGAGAAACGGGUUCCUUAACGCAUAUUAACAUAGAAGGUUGGUUAAUAACUUUUUGGAUUGCAUAAGCGUGAGAGCGGUUAUAAAAUUGUUUCCCGCUUUAAUAUGCUGUUUUCCGUCAUACCCACCAAAAGCGUAAGUCCUUGCAAAAGUUUCCCUCAAUUAAAAUGUUUUGUUUAGAGCAAGUAGACACAUUCUGGGCCUCUCCUUACCUAGACUGCGAGAAAAGAUUUUCGAGCAAAAGACUCCCCCUUACUCAUGAUGAAUUUCUCGUUUGCUGAUGCACCUUGCUACACUGUCGUGUCGUUGGGAACAUCUUAAUUGUUCAAGUUGCUACGUGCGUAGGCAUUGAAAAACUUCGCAUAUUUGAGAGAAAUCAAUUUCUACUAAUUGUCACACCUUACGAGCAUGACAAGAAAUGACAAGAAACGAAAACUUGUGGGAAACGACUCAAAGUUAGACGAUAAAUUGCGCGCGCGCAGAAAGACCAACCCGGAUUCUUGUCCCGCCGGGGCUCCUCCCUUUUGAUUGGAGAAGCCCGGAGUGAGCUGAUAAACAUACUUUGCACAGGCGAAUUUUGUCCCCUUUCCUUCAUUCCGGCGCUGUUUCUUUUCAGGCUAAAUCAAAGCUCCUGGAGACAAAGUAAGCUGGAUAUCUGACUCGUUUUUCUAAUUUAACACUCUUCGGUAUUUCUUUACCAGGUGAUGCGGACGAAGACAACAAAACCAGCAACACAAAUAAACCCCUCACCGAUCGCCAGAUUCAAACACCAUCAAAAUCAAUACAGAACUGCAAUGAGAUGAAUAAGAACAUUCAAAGACGCUAUCAAGAGCGAACCAGAAACAAAGGACAGAGGAACAAGGAUCCCAAGAAGAAAACCAAACCAGCCGGUCUGACUCUGCUAGAAAUAUUAUGCGGCGAGUUUGAGAAUGGUACGUUGUUAGGAAAGAGAACAGAGAGGAUUCAAGAAAAAACAGAGUCUGGUAGAGAUUGCUGUACAUCUAAUGUAAAACAUGGACGUACAAAGAAAGCUCAAACAGCUGGCGAGGGCCAAGAAUCACUCCUUACAGAUUGCGAAAAAAGUUUGAAGUUAGCCAAAGAAGCGAGCAGAUCCAAGAGCAGUUGUGAGGUCUUUCAAUCAGGACAUGGCGAAAGUGAAGGAAACAUAAACUGUAAUACACCGGUAGUUAUAUCAAAAAUAGCUGGUACUGAAGGAUUUUGUUCCAGUGAUUCACCAAAAGAAUCUUCGGCUAGUGAGAUGGGUAUAAGCUCUGAAGAAACCGUCACCCUUUGGGGCAGAUCUGCGCAGAAUCUUAAUUCGACUUCGGGAGAUCUUAUAAUUAAAAACCACAAGACUGAGCUAGAAAACCAGACAACCAGGAGACAGUUGUGCGAAGGGAUCCAUUCAAAGCUUGAUGACCGUUCAACUUCCCUAGGUACUAACACAAAGCUCGAGAGCGGAUCGCCGAUUCUUAGCUCGGAUUACCCUAGCCGUUUGACUGAAAGUAGUCUGGAAGUAAAAACACCAGAAAGUUGCAGGUUUGUGCAUUUUAAGGAACGGCGCAAGAUAUCGAAAAGGAAAAGUAAAAAAGAAAAUUGUGUUGAAAAAAGCAGAGGCAAGGAGAAAUUGAACAGGACACGAAGUUUAGGCGUGAAACUGUUUCAAUUUGAUGGUCUGCAGUUUCCUCAAAAAGGAAUAUCAAAGGUAAGGCUAGCCUUAGAAAACAGCCAACAUUUCACAACACCCCACUGGUUUCCCCGUGAGGUGACGUCUGGGGAGCGAGCGCAGAAAUUUCUUAGUGAUGAUGUGUCACUACCCAGAUCUGGGUAGUGCUUUUGAUUGAUUGAGGCAAAUUUCCCACGUGGCACGACCAAUCACAAGCACUCCGCUGCUAAUGACACGUAAUCAGUAUGGAGUUUUUUUCGCUUGUUCCUGAGACGUCUCGCGCUUUCCACGGCGGGAAAGCGCGCGGAAGGGACUAAACACGACUUCCGGUGCUCAAUUUGCCGCUCUGCCAUUGGUCAAGCCAGUUGUUUGAUUUGCGCGCGCCGUCGUCAACUGACGUUCCCGUUGUGUUGCUAAAUCAGCCUAUUAAAAACUUUGGGAAACUUCCAUGGAAAGGUCCAUCGAGUGAAGAACGUGAAGUUCCAUUCUUUUAUGCUCUCAUUACCAGGAUUUAAGCUGGUGGCACAGAUAUCGCCUUAAGGUGAUUCCCUAGUAAAAGAACCUAACAUAGAUUGUAGAUGAAACUUGGUACACUAAUGUAACAAGUCAAGAAGAUGAUAAAAAGGUAAUAAAAAGUGGGGGUCACCGUGCUUGUUUUGACGUCACAAUGCUGACAAAUACGGCUAUUUUGGACCCUUUGACAAAAACCGCGCGCAGCGCAAAACUAGACAAAAAGGAAAGAUUUUUUCAAUGAUGCAUGUGGUAUCGCAUAGAAUUUGACUUUAAUGUAUUGUUUAUCCACUUACGUACCAGAAAAAUGCCUUUUAAUGCCCUUGUUUUUACUUUACACUCCAAAGUAGAAUUAGAUUGGACACGCGCUAUUCUACACGUGAUAGCUCAAUCCGUACAAUUUAGUAAAAUUGUCAAAAAACUGAGCAUAGAUUUGUGCCAAUUUUUUUCUCACCGAAAGGAAGCACUGUCCUUAUUAAAAUCAUGAAAUAAAAAAUGGGGGUCACCGUACUCGUUUUCGCGGUAGAGCUGCAGAAAGUGCGCACCAAAUGCAUUCUCCUUGAUUUUUUGAGAGAGGACUGGGGCGAGUUUUAAAAUAGAAUGUAUGAGAAAGGGCGAAGAAAGUAUUAAUAAAAUCCGUUUUUACAGAAGUUACAUUGAGAUAUCACAUUUAGGACACAAUGUGAUAAAUUAAACAUCCACUAUCGAGGUUCUCCGUGAGGAAGUCGAACUCCGCAACACGCGUACUGCUUACGUUAUGCACAUUCCCACCACAUUGAGUCUCACCUCGGCAAGAAACAACCGCAAGCAAAAAUUGCAAUAAAUUGCAAUAGCGUUUCUCUUCGGUCAACUUCAUUUUAAUAAUGUUACUUCACAUGCUCUUUUUUACGGAGGCCAUCUUGUUAUGCGCAGUAAGAGAUGCGCAGUGCAAAACCAGGGAAUCACCUUAAAUAGCCUGGAACUGGUGAUUCCUUUCCAAAAUUCGUAAAUGGAACAUACAUUUCUAUCGGAAAAGUUUCCAACGGGAAAACAGGACUACCUUUUCAAUUUUCCAGUUAUUCCCGGGCAUUUUCCAGUGGAACGCUCGAAAAGAGUAUGUUCCAUUUAGAAUACAUCCCAACCGGAAUCUCCGGAAUUUCUUGGUAAAUGGAAAGCGCCCGUCAUUUCGCGGGAAAACCAGUAGUGGGGCUUCCCGAAAUGGCGGCAGUUUUCUCAUGCUAAGGUAAACAUGGGAGAUGAAGAUCCCGCAAAGUUCAUGUGACACUGUUUACAUCUCUUAAUUGGCUGAAAUAAUCUUUCUAGAUUUGAAUAAUCUAAAGGUGCCUUCAAAUUAUCAAUGAGCCAGUGGUUAUAUUAGGUUCAAAUCUUUUUCCCUGAAUGGACUCUAGAAGCGGGAUCUGUAUUAAACAAGCAAACCCCAAACAAAGUAAAAAGCCAAAAAAACGGCAAGCAGUUGUUUGACCCUAACGCGUUCGGAUUUUGACUGAUUCCAUAUUUAUCAAAGAUAGUAUUGACACCGCGUGAUCUGUUCACAGACCCUCACAAAAGUCUGUGAAGAGCCGGCUAUUGACACCGAAACGAUCUAGUUUGCAAAUUAUGUGUUUUGCCAUCAAGCUGUAUCAAACAUGUACGAUUAAGUGGGUGAUCGUUAAUUUUGUUUCAGGAAGAAAUCGAAAACGAGACCAGACAAAAGAUGGACCAAUUCUUUGCCAAAGUUGAACACACCAAAACGUGUCAAACAAGCACGCCAAGAUGGCGGUGUACGAGUGGUGUAGACUCCAGCGCAAGAAAAGCAGAAAGAAAAAUCGCUGUCGAACAGGGAAAAAGUUCUCGUGGACAGGAGAAGAAAGAACGUGGUUAUCGCAGGGCUAAGCCGUGGCCUACACAAGUUUGGACUUAAAAUCGUGGAGUUUUGGGGGGAUCAUCAUCGAAGACCAAAUGUUGUGUUUGUAUAGUGUGUAAUUCCGAGUUGUUCCAAUAACUAAAAUAAAGUAAUUUAUAUUUGCCUCUGUUCUUGACUCUGACCCUUAGGUAGCGUUCACACUUGGUGUCCGGACACGGUGCCCGAGAAAGGUACUUGCUGGGCACUAAUGGGAACACACCCUUUUUUGAGUACCUACUGGAGAGUUUGGCUCGCGCGGUGCCGGUAUCCACCUUGUACUCGAGCGCAAAAGUGGGAACCUGGUUCCUGUGUUCACACCGUUUUUGUCAGUUACGGGGCAGUCCAUUGCUUUAUACUCGCCGCUAAGCUUAUGUUUUAAAAUGGCGUCUGACAGGACGAAAUGGAGUAACUAUGUACACAGUCAAAAUAUCGGGUACUCAAGAUGUUAACACAACACCGUUAAUUUUGCUGGUGCCCAGGCAUUGGUUCCCGGGCUCCAAGUGUGGGUAGCCCCUUAACACUCUGUAGAGGCAUGUUUUUCAAACUGACAUUUAAAAAUUUCGGGAAAGGAAAGUUAUUGAACGCUGAGUAACUUAAAGCUGCUAAUAGAGCAAAAUUCUGAUUUCCUCUUGUUUUGAGGGAACUGUACUUAAGUAUUAUAAUGAAAAUGAUACAUAAUGACUUUUGGACGGAGACAUUUGAACCUGAUCUGACUUUGACUUUGCAGGAAUCUACGUUGCAGAUAUGCCGCGAAUCAGCGUGCUUAAUUAAUGCUCUCCCGAAUUUAAGGCUGUAUUUCAUAGCCUGGAGAACAGACGCUAUUUUUUUCGCGUUUUUCAGGACAACGAAGGCAAGCGUUGGUGGACGUGGAGUGCUGGACGGUAACUCCCCUUCUGCGGCAGACUAG
This is a messenger RNA of Porites evermanni, 14084 nucleotides long. The record is from the annotation of a GenBank genome assembly. Lineage: Eukaryota; Metazoa; Cnidaria; Anthozoa; Scleractinia; Poritidae.